CAAAUGAAUGAAAAUUAACAACACCGUGAAUCAGAGACCGAACUGAGACUUUUCAAGAGGACUACUCGUCUUGCGUAACACUUGAGACUUCUACUGUGAAGUAUAAACUGCACGCCCUUCGGAAAUGACUUGUUGCGAAACGUUACGCAGGGGAAGGGUGCAAGAGGCUGAACCAGCGUAAAGUCACAUCACGAGUGGGCAGCUUGUAGGCGUCUAAAACUGCAAAGCUAGGUUAAAAAACGUGUCCUCACGCUCAAAAUUCGGGCGCGCUGCUACUCACCCACGAAACUGUCACGCAGGGCGUGGUUUUGAGACGCAUAACUUACCCAGAAAUUUAAGAAGAAUCCGCUGCCGUCUGGUCAAAAGCUGCUGCGUUGGAUGGACGCCUUCCUUCCGGCUUCAAGAGAUCGGUUCCGUAAAAGGCAGGGGAAAGCAGUCAUGCACAGUGAUCCUAGAUGAGGUGGAACGGAAGAGGUACAGGAUUGUAGUUGUAGCACCACGCACAUGAAACAGUCUCCUCUUUCUAUAUAAAAUACCCCCGGAGCGUGGCUGCGGCGGUCUGAGGAUCUGAGGGCAUCUGCUCACCGACGUCAAGAGCCACCGUUUCCAGUCAGGAGUAGAAGCACGUCCAAGAGCUACAGCUUCGCCUCGAGGACGCGUUCCUGGCCGAAGAUUGUGAGAUACGUGAACUUCCGUGAACGCCGCAAGAUGGCCUCCCAGUGUGCGGUUUGUGAAAAAAUGUUCGCAUCUCCUUCAGCCGUUUCUCUGCACGCUAGAAUCCACGCCAGGGACAAGCCCUUCAAGUGUGCGGUCUGCCAGGUGAAGUUAAUCGCAAAAGGUUCCCUUCAAAUGCGCCUUUGCACUCACACUCGGGAGAAGCCUUUUCAGUGUAAGGUUUGCAAUGAGAAGUUCACAGUCAAAGGAUUCCUGCAAGCGCACUUUCAGACUCACACAGGUGAGAAGCCUUUUGAGUGUAUGGUUUGCAACAAGAAGUUCACUUCUAGACCACACCUUCGAAGGCACGUUGAAACAAUUCACACUGACAAGAAGCCUUUUGAGUGUACGGUUUGCAACAAGAAGUUCACUUCUGGACAAUACCUCCGAGAGCAUGUCAAAACUCACACUGACAAGAAGCCUUUUGAGUGUACGGUUUGCAACAAGAAGUUCAGUUCUGGACUAUACCUCCGAAAGCAUGUCAAAACUCACACUCGUGAGAAACCUUUUGAGUGUACAGUUUGCUACAAGAAAUUCGCCCGUAAAAGAGACCUUCGAGUGCACGUUGAAACUCACACAAGCGAGAAGCCUUUUGAGUGUACGGUUUGCAACAAGAAGUUUACUUCUGGACAAUACCUUCGAACGCAUGUCAAAACUCACACUGGCGAGAAGCCCUUUGAGUGCACUGUUUGCGAUAAGAAGUUCACCCGAAAAGACAACCUUCGAAGACACGUCGCUACCCACACUGAGGUAAAGCCAUCGGUGACCUGAAGAAGCAGUCCGUCGAGACAAUUUUAGUUUGAUUCUUUGCAGUGUGAAGCUAGACUGUGGUUCCAUUCGCAGAAUGUGGCUCCAACAAGGUUAGCCUAUUUAUUUAAAUCCCUUGCGUUUUUGUUGUUUGUUUUCAUUUUGUUCUUUCGGUGAGUGGAAGUAUGCUCCGAAUGGAAUACAGUGUCUUGUAGUCACAUGUUGCUGAAUUCGAUGGAAAUGGGAGUGAUGUAAUGUGAUACAUUAUUACAAGAAUACUAGUUGUCGGUUCCGUUUAUAAGCUAUUAACGACGCUUUUGACAACAUUACAAAUUAUCUCAAUGUGUGUAAAAUUUUGUUUUCACGAUAUUCUUAUUAAAA
Molecule: messenger RNA, 1842 nt
Organism: Thrips palmi
Lineage: Eukaryota; Metazoa; Arthropoda; Insecta; Thysanoptera; Thripidae
Product: gastrula zinc finger protein XlCGF8.2DB-like
Exons: 4
Coding region: 709-1485 (258 amino acids)
Biological process (GO): regulation of DNA-templated transcription
Molecular function (GO): RNA polymerase II cis-regulatory region sequence-specific DNA binding; DNA-binding transcription factor activity, RNA polymerase II-specific
Source: RefSeq, a predicted model, not a curated record